UGGCGCAGCCUGCAGGGUUGCCCGCCGGGGACCGCCCUCCAAUGGCUUGGCUCGGGAGAGCCACUCAGCCUGAGCGUUUGGACUUCGAGCAAGAUCGCCUGGUUUCCUUCCGCGCCUGGAAAUUGAGUAGGACUGCGAGACGCGGCCACCAUCCAGAGGCUGUGCGCCGUCCCGAAGCUGACGCUGCAAGAUGCCGUCACCACAUGCAGAGCGGAGGAAGCCGCGGUGAGAGAUGCUUCAGAGAUCGUUGGAAGCCAGGUUAGUGCCUUCCAGGUACGUGACUCUGACGGAGGCAAGUGUGAUCGGUGUGGGCGUCCCAACCACAGGAAGGGCUCAAAAUGUCCAGCUCAGGGCCAGACAUGCAGAGCUUGUGGGGGUAAGAACCACUUCGCUGUCACAUGUAUCAGACCUACGCCGCACAGGGCUAAGCCAGGCAAGAAAACCAACGUCAUGUCCACAGUCAUAUCCAGCAACAGCACCCGUGGGCACGCACCCCGCAUAGAUGUCCUAGUGGAGGGUCCAAAGUUCGCCGUGGUAAACGCCCUGCCCGACACGGGAGCAGAUAUAACGGUCGCUGGGACAGCACUUCUGGGGGAGAUCGGCGCUAACGUGUCUGAUUUGAAGGCGCCACAGGACCACCCGAAGUUAGCUAACGGUCAGCCAGCACAAUCGAUCGGCUCGUUGCCGAUUAGGAUCACUCUCGAUGGAGUAGCAGUUGAUGAUGAUGUCCACAUUGUUGAUGGUGUGUGUGGAUUGCUGCUCUCCUGGCGUGUGGUAAAGGAUCUUGGCAUUGUGCCAAAGUCCUACCCCAGGCCACAGAGAUCUGUCAUGCCGUCUGUCAAGCCACCGGUGCCCCCCAAACCUGUCGUGCCUGCCGUGCGUACGGGGCGAGCGCCCCCUGGUGGGGGAUCUGACAGUGCCGUACCUCCAGCCAGGUGUGCGCUCGGAGGUGACCCGCAGUAUGACGUCACCAGCGCAGCCCCCGACACCACGCAGAGCAGCAGCAGCCUGCCAGCUGACGGGACACCUGCAGUCGGAGCUUCACAACCGCGUCCGGACGCCUUCAUGCAGUCUGCUGCGGCUGAGCGCCAGCGUCUGGUCGACGAGUUUCCUGAGGUAUUCGACGGGAAGGUCAAGCCGCUCCCAGGUGAGAAGUUUCACAUCUCUCUGACCGACGACGCUAAGCCGUUUUGCGUAUCGGCGCCCAGGAGGGUCCCCUUGCCGCUCAAAGAGAAACUAAAGGCCGAGCUAGAUAAACUCGAGAGUAACGGCGUGAUUCAGAAAGUGACUGAGCCCACUGAAUGGUGCGCGCCCAUAGUUGUAACGCCCAAGAAAAACACUGAAGAUGUCAGGAUGUGCGUGGAUCUCUCAUUCUUGAACAGAUAUGUCCGUCGCGAGAGAUAUCAGCUGUCCACGCCCGCUGAGUGCGUGGCGACGAUCACCCAGUCUCAGGCGGGAGUAUUCACGACUAUCGACGCCCUGAAAGGUUAUCAUCAGUGCGAGUUGGACGCUGAGAGUCAGCUGCUGACAACUUUCAUAACCCCGUUCGGGCGCUAUAUGUUUCUGAGAGCGCCGUACGGCAUCAGCAGCAUAUCAGAGCAUUAUGACCGCCGCAUGUUCGAGUGUCUUGAAGGUCUCACCGGCUUUCAGCGUGUCGUCGAUGAUGUGAUCAUAUAUGAUCGCUCCCCAGAGCAGCACUAUGACCACGUUCGUCGCUUUCUACAGCGGUGCUCUGAGAGGGGCAUCUCCCUCAACAAGGAGAAGUUCGUCUACGGCCAGCGACAGAUCCGCUUCGCCGGGUACGAGGUCUCCGAGGACGGCUACAAGAUCGACACGAGCCUGACCAGAGCGAUCGCCGAGUUCCCCACGCCUGGGAACGUCACAGAUCUUCGCUCCUUCGCCGGCCUCGUCAACCAGGUAGCGUCGUUCUCGCCCCGAGUCGCUGAGCUGAUGACGCCGCUCCGACCUCUGAUGAGUACACGUAACGAGUUUCUGUGGCAGCACAGUCACCAGGAGGCGUUUGAGAAGGCACGAGCAGAGUUGUCAUCGCCUAACGUACUUGCCUUUUACGACCCGUCUCGACCCACGUCUCUCAGUACCGAUGCCAGUCGUUUACGCGGAUUUGGCUUUGUCUUGUCUCAGUUGCAAGAUGAUGGCACAUGGCGUGUUGUGCAGGCUGGAUCCAGAUUCUUAUCUGAUGCAGAGACGAGAUAUGCGGUCAUUGAGCUUGAGUGUGCGUCUGCAGUGUGGGCCAUGCAAAAAUGUCGACCGUUCCUUCUCGGGAUUCAGUUUGAACUCGUCUUGGAUCACAAACCCCUGAUCCCGAUUUUCAGAUCGAAGCGACUUGACGAGAUUGAAAACCCUCGCCUUCAGCGUCUCCGGUUCAAGGCGUCGGAGUACAACUUCACCGCCAGCUGGCGCCGGAGUGAGGAACACCAAGCUGCCGACGCGCUGUCAAGAUCGCCCGUCGACCAGGCCGUGGCGACGGAUGAGGUGGCAGAGGACGCCGGCAGCCCGGCCAUCAACGCGCUGAUCACCAGCGCCAUCUCUGACAGCAGCACGAACAUAAGGAUGGAUGAGGUGAGGCGUAUCGCUUCAAUUGACUCUGAGUAUCAACUGCUUGCAAAAUACGUGAGGGAAGGCAUGCCGAACCGCAAGCAUGAUUUGCCUGACUCAAUCCGUGCUUUCUGGUACAAGCGUGACAGCCUGACUAUUGAUGACGACGUAGUCGUGUGCGGUUGUCGUCUGGUGAUACCCCGUGCUAUGCGCCACGAUGUUCUCACCGCACUUCACGCAGCUCACCAGGGCCAGGAGAAGACCAAGGCACGUGCCCGGCUAAUUGUGUAUUGGCCCGGCCUGGAUCGUGACAUUGAAAAUGUAACACGCUCGUGCCAAGCCUGUCAGAACGAAUUACCGUCGCUUCCCAGGGAAACGCACCAGAGACACGCACCACCCUCACGCCCGUUCCAGAUUGUGUCUGCAGACUUCGCAGAACAUGGCGGGCGGAAGUUCCUCGUGGUCGUUGACCAUUACUCUGGUUGGCAGCACGUCGCGGACCUGGGGAAGACGUUUACGGCAAAGCAGACCAUUCGAUCUGUUCAAACAAUGUUCUGCUUCACAGGCGUACCUGACAUCUGGUACUCCGACAACGGCCCGCAAUUCGCAUCGCGAGCCUUCCGCGAGUUCCUGCGCGACUGGGGAGUCGAGCAUCGGACCUCCUCCCCCGGCUACCCCCAGUCCAACGGGAUCGCCGAAGCUGCCGUCAAAACCACCAAGCGGAUCAUUCGGCGGUGCUGGGAUCAGCGCUCCGCGUCCAUCGACCCGGACAAGUGGACCCGCGCGAUCCUUCAGUACCGCAACACGCCUACUGCUGGAGGACGAUCGCCAGCUCAAGUCCUCUUCGGACGCCCUGUACAAGAUGCCCUUCCCGCGCACAGACGAGCGUUCGCGGCUGAGUGGCAGCGCGCCGCCGAGAUCGCCGAGACGGCCGCCGCCAAACGACAGGAGAAGGUGGAGGAGAGGUACAACGCUCACGCGAAGGAUCUGCCCAACCUCAGCGUGGGAAACCAGGUGGCUGUGCAGAACCAGGUGGACAGGAGGUGGACGGCCUACGGCGUCAUCGUUCGUGUCUGCCCGAACCGCAAGUACCUGAUCCGUCUUCUCAGCGGAAGAGUCGUUUGUCGGAACCGACGACACAUCCGCAGGCGCUACCCGCACGUCACGCCGUCCGACUUCCCGAAGGCGGACUCAGGAUCCGAGACCACUGUGCCGUCGCGCUCCGGCACGCCCGUACCUCCGCAAUCGGCCACGUCUGGUACGCGACAGCCGUCGCCGGCCACCGAACCAGCUGAGCGGCCGGUAGCGAAUCCGCUCCGUCGCUCGAGGCGACAGAUUCGUCCCCCGAGACGACUCAUUGAAGAGAUCUAAGACUGUCGAGUGCUCGCGUAUGUUUUUAUGUUUUGCGUCAAACUGUGAGCUUCGUCCGAGUGUGGACUUAUGUAUCUGCUAAUCGCGACGAGUGUGUAUUUUUGUUUCGCG
Molecule: messenger RNA, 4038 nt
Organism: Amphibalanus amphitrite
Lineage: Eukaryota; Metazoa; Arthropoda; Thecostraca; Balanomorpha; Balanidae
Exons: 2
Coding region: 451-3927 (1158 amino acids)
Biological process (GO): DNA integration
Molecular function (GO): nucleic acid binding
Source: RefSeq, a predicted model, not a curated record